UCGAUCACUGCCACGCCCUUCCUUUCAAGACCAGUCAGCCCCACAUGUCCUGAAGAUUUCUUACUGAAUUAGACUAAGGAGUGAUCACUGAGGCCCUGCUGGACUAAACUUUCCUUGACAUCGCCUUUGUAUUUCGACAAACUCCACCACUAGAAAUAUGGCACGCUUCAUCAGCAACAACAAGGGAGAAAGCGAGGAGGUCCGUCAGAAGAUGAAGAAUUACUGGCAAGUGUACCGACCCUCCCUAGAGUCUAUGAUGCUUUCCGAUAAAGCUGUCUAUCUGCACGAGAACGACCAGAACGAAAUUUUCUCCUACCUGCCCAGCUACCAAGGCAAACGAGUCCUGGAACUCGGCGCAGGCAUUGGGAGAUUUACCUCUAAGUUAGCAACAAUAGCGGGUCAUGUGACAGCCGUGGACUUCAUGGAGCAGUACAUCGAGAAGAACCGAGAAGAGAACGGCCACUUCAAAAACGUGGCCUUCAAGUGUGCCGAUGUGACCAAAUUGGACUUCCCUGCCGGAUCAUUCGACUUAGUCUUCAGCAACUGGCUCUUCAUGUACCUCAGCGACGCCGAGACGGACGGCGUUUUCCGCAAGAUUAUAGACUGGCUCACGCCCAACGGUCACUUCUUCCUCAGGGAGUCUUGCUACCACCAAUCAGGCAACAUGGCGAGGAACAACAACCCCACCCUGUACCGCACGCCGAUCGACUACUGCCAGAUGCUGCAUCAAAUCUCUUCCGCUAACAAGGCAGGCUACAAGAUCAUCCGUGGGAAAAGCAUCCUCACCUACAUCCAGUACCACGGGAACCCAAACCAGAUGUGUUUCUUGGCGCGGCGGGUGGACGGGAAGGAGCUGGACCAACUAGGACAGUACCUUGAAUCCCGCGACUCGGUGGAGUUCAUCAGGGCAAAGGAGAGGAUCUGCGGUCACAACUGGCUCUCCACAGGGGGCGAGUUCACCACAAGGGAUUUCUGUGCCCAACUGGGUCUCCACCCAGACCAGAGAGUGCUAGACGUGGGCUGCGGCACGGGAGGCUCCGCGGUGUACCUCGCUCGCCAGUACGGAGUUCACGUGCACGGCGUCGACCUCUCCUCCAACAUGAUCCACGUUGCCAUUGAGAGACAAAGCAAGCUGGAGCAUCAGGUCAAGAAGAGACUGCAAUUCGAAAUCAGCGACAUCCUGAUGGUGGAGUACGAGGCUGAAUCUUACGACGUCAUCUACAGCCGCGACAGCCUCCUCUACAUUGGUGACAGGGACAAGCUCUUCAAGAAAUUCUUCAGAUGGCUUCGGCCCGGCGGGACUCUCUUUAUCACUGACUUCUGCACCGGAGCCGUCCCGCCCUCCAAGGACUUCCUGAACUUUACAAGCUGUCACUCUCUCUGCCCCAUGGAGACCUACGAAGCAGAGCUGCGCAGCGCGGGAUUCACGGACGUAGCGGCCAGAGAUCUCCGAUGGGAAGCCAAUGACGUACACCAGAGAGAGCUGACUGCCUUCACCGCCGCCCAAGAGGCUUUCAUCGCAGACUUUGACGAAGACCAAUACGCUGCCAUCACAGACCUCUGGACCAACAAGGAACACUUCUCUUUCCUGAGUAGUGAGGUCAUCAUGAGCAGAAAGACGGAGGCCGCCUCACAGAAAUUCCUGGACACCAACCAGUACUCCAACGAUUCCAUUCUCAGAUAUGAGAGAAUCUUUGGCCACACCUGGGUGUCCACGGGAGGAGAAACGACCACCAAGGAUUUUCUAAUAAAACUGGGGCUGGAACCUGGACAGCGAGUGCUGGACGUAGGCUGCGGCACGGGCGGCUCAGCCUUCUUCAUGGCCAGGCAAUAUGGCGUCUACGUUCAUGGCCUCGACCUUUCCACCAACAUGAUUUCCAUUGCUCAAGACAGACUCAGUCGUGAAUACAAGAAUAUACAGGAAAAGGUAAAGUUCGAGUUGGCGGACGCAACUAAGGUGGAGCUUGAGAAAGACGGCUACGAUGUCAUCUACUCGCGAGAUACCAUCCUCCAUAUUCCAGACAAGGAAAACCUCCUAAAGACUUUUUAUACGUGGCUGAAACCUGGAGGCACACUGUUUAUCACUGAUUAUUGUCGCGGGGACCAAAAACACUCGCAGUUCUUGGAAUAUGUUCAUAGGAGAGGUUAUGACUUGCGGACUGUGCAAGAGUAUGGGAAGGUGAUAGAGCAGGCAGGCUUCCGAGAGGUGCAGGCAGUGGACCUCACACAGACCUUCAUCUCCAUCCUCACCAAUGAACUCAAGUACUUCCAACCCCAAAGGAAGGCUUUCAUCAAGGAUUAUUCUGAGAAAGCCUUCCAGGAUAUUGUGGAUGGAUGGAAAGCUAAGCUGGUUCGCUGUGGGGCUGGUGACCAGGCCUGGGGAAUGUUUUUGGCUAAAAAGUAAUGGGCUUUAUCCUGUAUUUUAAGCACACCAAUAACAACUUUCUUUAAGAAAGCAA
This is a messenger RNA of Scylla paramamosain (green mud crab), 2459 nucleotides long. RefSeq lists its product as uncharacterized. Lineage: Eukaryota; Metazoa; Arthropoda; Malacostraca; Decapoda; Portunidae. The record is from RefSeq and is a predicted model, not a curated record.